Molecule: messenger RNA, 1389 nt
Organism: Ziziphus jujuba (common jujube)
Lineage: Eukaryota; Viridiplantae; Streptophyta; Magnoliopsida; Rosales; Rhamnaceae
Exons: 10
Coding region: 137-1297 (386 amino acids)
Biological process (GO): tRNA pseudouridine synthesis
Molecular function (GO): RNA binding; pseudouridine synthase activity
Source: RefSeq, a predicted model, not a curated record
AUACAUACUAAAAAACCAAAAGCCCUCCUAAACCAAGUGUCCAAACAGAAAGCACACCAGCGCUGUCUCGCAAGCAGUUGAAGCCCUUCCUUCCUUCGUUCCUUGCUUCAAAUUCUGUCUGUGUCUGUCGGAAGCCAUGACAGAGAAUUCCAAACAUCCACUGGAAACUGACUGCCAAACCAUUACCACCCAGCAGCUUAGGCCUUCAAAGCUCGCAAAAACCACCGACUCAUCCGAAGACGAUCUUCUCAGUGACGACAACCAACAACAACAACAACAACCACUCUCCAUCGCUGAUUCUCAUCCACCACACAUGUCUGCCCAAAAUCCUAAACUUCAGCGUUAUCUCGUCGCCAUUGAGUACAUUGGCACUCGCUUUUCCGGCUCUCAGAAGCAGCCCAAUUGCCGUACUGUCGUCGGCGUUCUUGAGGAAGCUUUUCACAAAUUUAUCGGCCAACCGGUCUCCAUUUUUUGCUCCAGUCGAACUGAUGCAGGAGUGCACGCCCUAUCAAAUGUUUGUCAUGUAGAUGUGGAACGCAUAAGCAAAAGGAAGCCUGGUGAAGUGUUACCACCUCAUGAACCUGGUGUGGUCCAAAGAGCUGUUAACCAUUUUUUACAGAAGAAUGAAGGGGACAUUAUGGUAGUUGAUGUUCGAAGUGUUCCGCCUGAUUUUCAUGCUAGAUAUAAAGCUCAAGAGCGCACGUACUUUUAUCGCUUGAUGUCUGGGCCAGAACCACUGUCAACUUUUGAGAAAGACCGUGCAUGGCAUGUGCCUGAGGAGCUAGAUCUUCUUGCUAUGGAGGAAGCUUGUAAAGUUCUUGUUGGACUUCAUGAUUUUAGUUCCUUCAGGGCAGCUGGUUGUCAGGCAAAGUCACCUAUAAGAACAUUAGAUGAACUAAAUGUUUCUGAGGUGGUUCCAACUCCUUAUUUUCCUUCUAUAAUGGAGAGAAGACAGACUAGUUUAUCCCAGAAAGAUCCUACUCAUGCAAGCUUGAACAACAUGUGGCCUUCAAUUAGUGUUUCCAGUGAUGACAGGUUAACAUGCUCCAAUGGUGCAAUAAAUGUAAAAUUUGGGCUGAGAAGAAGACACAGAUGCUUCGUUGUAACAGCACGGGCACGGUCUUUUCUUUACCACCAGGUCAGACUGCUGGUGGGUGUACUCAAAUCGGUUGGCAUUGGAGAUUUAACAACAUCCGAUGUUAAAAGGAUCCUGGAAGCAAGGGCCGUAACAGCUGCUAGUCCUAUGGCACCUGCAUGCGGUCUAUAUCUUGGAGAUGUUAAAUACGAUCUGCCAUGAUGACACACAAACAUCAUUUUGUUUUUGCUGGGACCAAGUACCUAAAUUUCUUACGAUUCAGACAACAUUAUAUUUAACACCGAAUUCACUCA